This is a messenger RNA of Moneuplotes crassus, 388 nucleotides long. The record is from the annotation of a GenBank genome assembly. NCBI's taxonomy places the organism in Eukaryota, Ciliophora, Spirotrichea, Euplotida, Euplotidae.
CUCUUUCUAAAGAACUGUCUAAAUGUGAAUAUAAGUUAGAAAAAGCUAAGGAGGCAUAUGAAAUGAUUAUUGAGAGAGCUGGAAUUGAAGCUACAGGAGGGUAUGUAGAAGGAAUUAAAUACGAGAAAGUGUACAGAACAUUAAAGAAAAAAUAACAUAGCACUUGCAAAGGCCAUCGGAAAAAUUCAACCAAAGUUAAAGAAAACAAAUACAAGAAGCUCUUUAGGGUCAUCGAAGCUCAAUUAGCAGUGGAAGUUCUAGCAGAAUGAGUCUCUCAAGCCAAGGUAGCUCCAGAUCCAGGAAGAAGAAGAAGAAGAAAAUAAAGUCUUUGAAGAAGUCAAAGUUUAUGAAUAGCAAUGCAAGUUUGAAGAAGUUUAAAAAUGUUUAA